Molecule: messenger RNA, 1901 nt
Organism: Vombatus ursinus (common wombat)
Lineage: Eukaryota; Metazoa; Chordata; Mammalia; Diprotodontia; Vombatidae
Product: transformer-2 protein homolog alpha
Exons: 8
Coding region: 118-966 (282 amino acids)
Biological process (GO): positive regulation of mRNA splicing, via spliceosome
Cellular component (GO): spliceosomal complex
Molecular function (GO): RNA binding
Source: RefSeq, a predicted model, not a curated record
GAGUCUGCGGGAGCGGAGCGGCAGUUAACCGCCGCCCCCUGCCCUCGGUCCGGUCCGGUGCGGCCCCGCGCCGAGCCCUGCCUCUCGUGGAGCCCCGGUGGGAAGAGCCCGGCCGACAUGAGUGAUGUCGAGGAGAACAACUUCGAGGGCAGAGAGUCUCGCUCUCAGUCAAAAUCUCCAGCGGGAAGUCCUGCUCGUGUAAAAUCCGAGAGCAGGUCAGCAUCUCGUAGUCCAUCAAGGGCUUCUAAACAUUCCGAAUCCCACUCGAGAUCAAGAUCAAAGUCCAGGUCAAGGUCAAGGAGACAUUCUCAUAGACGCUACACUCGAUCCAGAUCCCAUUCUCAUUCUCAUAGGAGACGAUCACGAAGUAGGUCGUACACGCCAGAGUAUCGUCGUCGAAGGAGCCGAAGUCAUUCUCCCAUGUCUAACCGAAGAAGACAUACAGGCAGCAGAGCUAAUCCAGACCCCAAUACAUGUCUGGGAGUGUUUGGUCUGAGUUUGUAUACAACAGAGAGAGAUCUUCGGGAAGUAUUUUCCCGUUAUGGACCCUUGAGUGGUGUCAAUGUGGUUUAUGAUCAACGAACUGGGCGAUCCCGAGGAUUUGCCUUUGUUUAUUUUGAACGAAUAGAUGAUUCAAAAGAGGCCAUGGAGAGGGCGAACGGGAUGGAGCUGGAUGGCCGGAGGAUCCGCGUGGACUACUCCAUCACCAAGAGGGCGCACACCCCCACCCCGGGCAUCUACAUGGGCAGACCCACCCAUAGUGGAGGAGGCGGUGGUGGCGGAGGCGGUGGAGGUGGCGGAGGAGGCGGGAGACGCCGUGACUCUUACUAUGAUCGUGGAUAUGAUCGAGGAUAUGACAGAUACGAAGAAUAUGAUUACCGGUACAGAAGAAGAUCGCCUAGUCCGUAUUACAGUCGAUAUAGAUCACGGUCAAGAUCCCGUUCCUAUAGCCCAAGACGCUACUGAGGAAUUGGACAAUUGCUGUUGAGGACUUGGAUUUUUAAAAUUCUUCUGGAUUUCUCCAACCUUUUAAUCUUCCCCAUCUCUCAAGAACCCUUAAAAAAUCUUUGGUUUAUUUAGAAUCUACACUUUUUAAGUUGAUAUAUUGCUGUUUUCACCCCUUUAUUGUACUCUGGAAGAUGUAAUUGUUGUAGUUUUGAGUAGUCAGACAUCUUAAAGGAAACCCCAGUGUUAAUACAUUUUGUAAAUUCUUUUUUUGUUUUUACAAAAAAAAAAUUAACUCAUCUUAAUCAAAUGAGGAAAGAAAUUGUUGUUUUUGAAAAGCUUGUUUUGUGUGAAUUGUGCGCUGCACACAUUGUAACAGAAAUUUUCACUGACAAGUAACUUGGUGUUUUGGGGGUGUUUUGUUUGUUUUUUGGUUAACUGUUUGCCUGUUUAUUUUAAGAAAAUAGUAGCCUAUCUAAAACUGUUCAGUAAUGACAAAUUUAAAUGUGGGGUGGCAUGGAACAGUCAAAUAGUUGAGUGUAGAAAGUUUGAAGUUGUAGAAGAUAAAUGACUCUUGGUCAUUUCUUUUGAAAGGAAACAAAAUUGAACCCUAAAAAUUAGGUCUGUGUUUUAGAGACGAAAAGCUUAUGGACUCCUGCACAACGUAUUGCAUUUGAAAUACAUCUGUUAAACCUUGCAAAUUUAAUUAAAGUGUGGUUUUUGUGUGUGUUUUUUUUAAAAACCUUAUUCAGUUUAAAUGUUCCCUUAAUCAGUGAAGGACAACCCCUAUUUAUUGAAUAUAGCAAUUUAGUUAUAUAAUUUGCUGUUCAUAGAAAUUUUGGUAUUGGGAUAAUGGGUUAAGCAGGUUAUAGUUUACAAUCCUUUGAAGUGAUAUGUGUGGGGGGAUUUUACCAUAAGUCUGCUCUCAUUUCAAAUAAAAGUUAAUUCCAUUGAAA